ACCAGGCCUCUCUGCGCAUGCUCCGCCUCGGGGCUCCCACCUCGCUUUUUCUCGCCGGGGUGCGGAUCGGGCGUACGGACUGAAGCUGGUGCUCCGGUCCGGAAUCAUGGCUGUUCCCGUUCGAGUCGUUUAUUGUGGCGCUUGAGGCUACAAGUCCAAGUAUCUUCAGCUUAAGAAGAAGUUAGAAGAUGAAUUCCCUGGACGCCUGGACAUCUGCGGCGAGGGGACGCCCCAGGUCACCGGUUUCUUUGAAGUGUUGGUAGCGGGGAAGUUGGUUCACUCCAAGAAGGGAGGCGAUGGCUAUGUGGACACGGAGAGCAAGUUUCUGAAGCUGGUGGCCGCCAUCAAAGCCGCUUUGUCUCAGGCCUGAUGGGCCCUGAAGGCAGAGUCUGAAGCCCCCUCCCCCCCUUCUCUCUGCGCAGUCCAGUGACCUUGGCCCAGCCCCUCUCGGCAGACGCUUCAUGACAGGAAGGACUGAAAUGUCUCGUGGACGCCUGGUCCUUCCCUGAUGUUCUCACGGCUGCCGGUUGGGGUAGAGAUGGACACCCCUGGUCUUUGCCUGUGUGUGUGGGAGUGUGCGUGUGUCCCCAGGGUCUAACUUUGCACGCUGGUCCUGCUUCUUCCUUCCUUUCCCCCACAUCCCUCAUCUCCCUGCACCCCCCCAUGUCUUCCUUCUACCCUCUGGUGUUUGGGGUGGUCCUGCUCCAGGCUUCCUUUUCAAGGGGAAGCCGAGAGCGGGGUUAGGAUGAGUGAGUCUCAGAUUUCAGCAGUGAUUGCAACGCUCACGACUCAAUAAAUGUUGAUGAGGUUAACAAAA
Messenger RNA from Physeter macrocephalus (sperm whale), 817 nucleotides. RefSeq names its product selenoprotein W (gene SELENOW). NCBI's taxonomy places the organism in Eukaryota, Metazoa, Chordata, Mammalia, Artiodactyla, Physeteridae. The transcript is spliced from 6 exons. The record is from RefSeq and is a predicted model, not a curated record. Gene Ontology annotation, biological process: response to selenium ion.